CCUACUGCUCUCCUGCACUUCGAUUUCAUCCCAUCUUUUCGCUUAGAUCUGCCCCCUCCCAUGACAUGGCAAUUUCCCUGAGGAUUUCUCAGUGUUUCGUUGUGUGGCUUGCUUGGUGCCGACUGCCGAGUAGUGAGCUAACACAGUUCGCUCUCGUUUUAUGGUUCAGACUAGUCCGAAUUUUUGUUACGUUUAUAUCGCUACCUUGUUUGUGCGUUUACGCUCUGUAGAAUGUCUUGGUCACUAUAGAUGUACAGCUUACAUUUCGUACGGUUGUUAAAAUGGUACUCCCUCUGUUUCCAUGACGAGUAAAUCGGAAUGGAGGGAGUAGAUCUCUACUCCACCGUGGUUGAAGUGGAUGAUUUGCCUUGCACUCUGCCAAAUGGGCAGGGUAAUUUGAUACAGACCAUAGAUCCACCAUGCGAUGCUUGAGCUUUAAGUCUGGCCGCUAAGAUUAAGUGUGUCUUGUUAGUUGGAUUGAUGGAGAGGAGAUUUUGUAACCACGGAUGGAAAAUUUACUACUAAAUAAAACAGCUUCGGUAAAUGGUGUCAAAUUUAGCAAGGUAUGGGUGGUAAUCAAGAUUUUUUAUUGGAUAUUGUAUGUAUGUAUUUAAGUGUUUUUUUACUUGUGACUUGUGAGAUACAGUACAAUCUUUUGGUUGAAUGGGUGAUGAAUAUAUUUGGCAUUAGGCAAGUUGGAAUGAUAGGAAUAUAGGAUGGGUUAACAUUGAAAAUGUAUGAUACUUUGCCUUAUCAGCUACAUCUGUUCUUUUAGUUGAAGAAAGUAUUCCCCUAUUAUCUCUGCCUUUAAUUUAAAUUUGUAGAAAGAUUAUUUCACUUUUGAGGUGCAAACACCUGGUACUGUUGCACAUGAGUCACUAGAGUUUUGGCACAUCCUCUUUUUUUAAGUUUGUUGAUGGAAAAGAGUAUACAUUCUCAUGGCAUGUGAAUCCUCAAUAUGUCCUAUUCAGUGAUGUCGAAUGACAUUUUUCUAUUCAAAGCAUUAGAUCGUGCUUGAGAAACAAGUUAACAAAUUUUCACGAACCUACCAGUCCUUAUCCAGUUAAUAUUCUUGACUAGACAGGAGGAGCAAAGUUGAUUUGCAAAUCAAACGUGUGUACAUGUGAUCGUUUGAUUACCUUACAGUCAUUAACUUGGUGACUCGUCUCUCACUCAUUACUCAUUUGAGUUAGAUUCUUUAAUUGCAAACAAUAAGAUCAUGCCACGCUCAUUCCCCCGGUCUCAUGGAAAAAGGGUGGCCAAAGUGCUUGUACUUGUAGAAGAACAAUCUGAUAUGUUUUGUGAAUGAGCCAAAACAUUGAUAUGCCUGUUUCUGAGUUAGUUAUUUAUGAUAGUGUGCAACCAGUUGACAGUUUUUUUUUGCGGGUGAAACCAGUUGACAGUUGUUGGACUGACAUACUAGUGAAAUUAACUAAAGUAUCAGUAUUACAUUGUUAUUUGUGGAAAAAAACCAAGUAUUGCAUUAAAUUUAAUAAUUUAUGGCUUAUUUCUUUAAAAAAUACAGUUUUGCUAAAGCACAUCUAGAUGCGCCAUAAGUAUUACACAUCUAAGUCCUAUGUCAUUGAUCUUACAUUGAGAUUCGUGUCGAUAUUUUCUUUUUCUUUUUUAUUUUUCCUCUUUAUGCUUGAUUCACUCACUUAGAUGUGCAAUAACUAGAGCACAUCUAGAUGUGCCCUAGACACACCCUAAAAAAUAAUGCAAUUCUUGAAGUCGAAAAAAUGCGACUUAGAUCUCUUCUGUGAUUUCCAAUCAGGAGAUUUGGGGUACAAAUAUUUAGUUUAUAAUUUCUGGGAUCCGUCUCUUGUUUAUAGAUGUGAUGGUUAACUGUUCCAUCAAGCUAAAGAAUUCGUUUAGUUCCUUUAGCUGUGUUUGUACUUUACUUUCCUGAUAUGGUCUUUAAGUUCCAAACUUCCAAUUCAUCUAUUAUUAUUCUAUUAUUAAAACAAGGGGCAAACAAGCCACCACACGUGUCCCCAUAGACCAAAUUAUCUGCUACAUCGACUGCUAUGUUGGGUCCUAAUUAUAAUAUUAGAGAUUUAAAAUCAAACUAUGCACACAUCUCUGAGCUACAAUUUUUUUUGAGAAGUCCUAUAUAAAAGUAAUAAACAAACAAAACCAGCAGCGAGCCACCAAUAGAACCAAUUAGACCCAGCAUGUACUAGAUGUAAUUGUUAGAACAGGGUUGUGCUGUGUGUGUAGUUAUCAUAUUGUAUAGGGGCUUCUUUGCUUAUUUCCCUUCAUGUAUAUGUGCUGGCCUGUUGGCCCGAUGGAAUAUAGGCUCACUUCAUAACAUGGUAUAAGAGCUAGGGUUAGGUUCCCCAGCCGCCGCCGCCGCCUCUGGUCGCCGCCGCCGCCGCCGCUCCUCUCUUCAUCGAGCCUCUCCCCUCUUCUUCCUGGUAGCUGCUGCCGCCUGCUGGUCCAGGCCGCCGCCGUUCCAGGCCGCUGCUGCCGCCGUCCUUCCCGGCCGGCGCCGCCGCCUCAACGUGCUGCUGCUGCUCUUCAACGAGCUGCUGCUGCUGCUGCUCCUCUUCUCUGCUGCUGCUGCUGCUCUUCUUCAACGAGCUGCUGCUGCUGCUCUUCUUCAACGAGCUGCUGCUGCUGCUCUUCUCCUCCUGGUCUGCUGCUGCCAUCAAGCUGUGCCUCCUGCUGGUGCUGGUCUUCAACGAGCUGCUGUUGCUGCUCUGCUGCAAUGGCGCCCUCCACCACCACCGGUGCUGUCCCAGUCCCACGAUGUCCUGUUAUCUUCAACGGACAGAACUACAGGGACUGGGUGCAGCACAUGAAGCUGCACAUGAGGGGCCAGCUGGUCUGGGAGCACCUCUCUGGUGCUCUGCCUUGUCCCCUGCUGCCCACUCCUCCAGCUGAGUUGGCCUUCCCUGUUGAUGCCGAUGAAACCAAGCAACGUGAGAUGCUAGAUGCUUUUGAAGAGGCCACUGAAGAGUAUCAGAAUCAACUCCACUUAUACAAGCAAUGGACAAAUGUUGAUGCUCGAGCCUCUUCUAUCUUGGUGAACAGCAUGGAUGUUGAUCUCACCAUGGAUGUGGUGGCCCUUACCACUGCAUAUCAGAUGUGGGAGCACCUUCGCCAUCGCUAUGAGUCUACAGGGGAUGCCAUGUAUCUCUCUGUUGUUCGUCAAGAGCAACAACUACAACAGGGAGAUGCUACUGUGGAUGAUUUCUACAAGGAGAUGUCGGCGGUGUGGCGCCAAUUGGACUCUCUGGGAGCUGAUGUUUGUCGCAGAUGUCAGUGUUGUGUGCGGCAACAAGCUAAGCUGGAGGUUCGUCGCCUCUAUGACUUCCUCACUCGCCUCCGGCCGGAGUUCGAGCAGAGUCGUGCUCAGCUAUUGGCACGCCAUCCUCGGCUCUCUACUCUGGAGGCCCUUGCUGAGGUGCGAUCUGAGGAGGUGCGCCUACGGAGCACGGGCUUAUUGCCAUCCUCUUCAGCAGUCCUGGCUGCCCGCGUUCCACCACCGCUGCCUGGUGUGCCCUCUUCUACACAGGUGGCAGCAACCUCCACUAGUGCUUUCUGCAACUACUGCAAGCAGGAUGGUCACAUGAUCACGGAGUGCAUCAAGAGGAGGAAACAGGGUCGCCGUGGUGGCCGUCCUCAAAAGGACUCGGGAGGCUCCUCUAAUUUUCGUGAGGGCUCCCUUGAGAAGGUUCACCAGGAGAUGCUCACCUUGCUGCGCCGCCUUAUUGCUUCUGCACCAUCCUCAGGUUCUGCUGGUUCUGCUGGUCAGACGUCUGGUCCACCACCGCACUCUUCGUCAGGAUCGUCGUACGGGGACUCUGGUUGGGAUCGGUCCUCGGCGCCAUGACUCUCAGCGCCUUUGGGAGCUCGAUUGGCUGCGCCUUCCUUCCGCUGCGUCCUCUAGCCAGUCGGACAUCACCACCCCUUUUGCUUCAGCUGCCACCUCCACCACAUCCUUCGCUCAGUGGCAUCAUCGAUUGGGUCACAUUUGUGGCUCCCGCUUGUCUUCUUUGGUUAGGAGUGGUGUUCUAGGGUCUGUAUCUGGUGAUAGUUCACUAACUUGUAUGGGUUGUAAGCUUGGCAAG
Messenger RNA from Triticum aestivum (bread wheat), 4076 nucleotides. RefSeq lists its product as uncharacterized. The transcript is spliced from 2 exons. NCBI's taxonomy places the organism in Eukaryota, Viridiplantae, Streptophyta, Magnoliopsida, Poales, Poaceae. Bases 2711 to 3838 code for a protein of 375 amino acids. The record is from RefSeq and is a predicted model, not a curated record.